AUGAGCGAUCACGAGCUGAGCGAUGGGGAGCGGGAGGAGGGUCCCCAGGAGUUGAAUUCCCCACAGGCGUUGGAAAAGUUCAAGGUUGCAGCAGAUAUCGCCAAUGCGGCGCUCAGACUGGUACUUAGCCGCGUAGUUCCCGGUGCGGAUGCCUUCGAGUUGUGUGUCUUGGGGGAUAGCUUCAUCGCUGGCGAGGCUAAGAAGGUGUAUCAGAAGAAAGACAAGUCCAAGCGGAAGAUCGAGAAAGGCAUUGCCGUUCCCACCAGCAUUUCAGUCAAUGAAGUAUUUGCGAACUGUUCGCCUGCGGAUAGGGCGUCCUCUCGGAUUCUGAAGAAGGGAGACCUCGUGAAGGUUGAUUUGGGUGCUCACAUCGACGGCUUUAUCGCCACUGGAGCCUACACCGUCGUGUGCUGCAGCGGCAAUGCAGCUGCUUUCGUGAGCACAGCUGCAGCUGCAGCUGGGGGCUCAGAAGCCUCGGCAGCAGCCACUGAGGCUUUGGCUGCUGCCCCCCCUGCCAGCGAGGAGUAUUGCCAGCAACAAGAGGAGGCGAAGGCUGCGGGAGCAGAGGCUCUAACGAGCGUUGAAGGCUCAGCAGCCUUAGUGCUGCGAGCUGCAUGGUUUGCUGCUGAGGCUGCCCUGCGGAAAGUUGAAGUCGGCGCGAAAGCGAGCGACGUCACCAAAGCGAUCGAGGCAGUUGCGGAGGAUAUGGGUGUGAAGCCUAUGCAAGGAGUCCUCUGUCACCAGUUGAAGCAGCACGUCAUUGAGGGCAGCCGUUGUUUCCCUAUUGUUACGGCGACAGGCGAGGAGAAGGUAGAAGAUUUCGCAUUCGAGCCGAACGAGGUCUAUGCAAUUGACAUCGUCCUCUCAACAGGUGAAGGCAAGGCACGCGAAGCGGAACUGCGGCCCACUGUCUUCCGCCGUGCAGUUGAGCGAAAGUACAUUCUGAAGAGUCAACUGGGGAGGGCCUUUAUGAGCCAAGUUGAAAACACGGGGAAGGAAGCUGAGGUUUUUGCAGCAUGUGUUCCUGUGGUUGCAGACUUCCCGACUCUGCCCUUUUCUCUCCGUCAGCUGUCUGACGAGAGGGCGUGCAAGGUUGGGGUUGCCGAGGCCAUGCGCCAUGAGCUUCUUAUCCCGUAUGCCGUCAUGCAGGAUAGCCGUUUGCGCCGCGUGUGGUCGUAUCGAUGUGCAGGUUACAGGUCUGCCGUUCGCGCAAGAGCGCCUGCUGAGGGCUCCAGAGCUCAAGAGCGAGGAGUUGCGUGCACUUCUUGCGGUUUCUCUGAAUCCCAAGAAGAACAAGAAGAAGCAAAAGGAGGAGGCCAAGGCGUAGAGCGAUCGAGGGAGGCCAAAGGCGGGCCGGCAACUAAUGGCAAAGCUGAGGCUGUUGGGGCUUGUACUGCUGCUUCCACUCCUGCUGGUGCACACGUGCUGGAUCAGAGUGGUGCUUUCUGCUCAUAG
This is a messenger RNA of Cyclospora cayetanensis, 1455 nucleotides long. Its product is annotated as proliferation-associated protein A. The coding region runs from base 1 to 1455 and encodes 484 amino acids. The record is from RefSeq and is a predicted model, not a curated record. The transcript is spliced from 9 exons. Lineage: Eukaryota; Apicomplexa; Conoidasida; Eucoccidiorida; Eimeriidae.